This is a messenger RNA of Mirounga angustirostris (Northern elephant seal), 2647 nucleotides long. It is a transcript of the gene VEGFD, whose product is annotated as vascular endothelial growth factor D. Gene Ontology annotation, biological process: positive regulation of mast cell chemotaxis; induction of positive chemotaxis; vascular endothelial growth factor signaling pathway. NCBI's taxonomy places the organism in Eukaryota, Metazoa, Chordata, Mammalia, Carnivora, Phocidae. Gene Ontology annotation, molecular function: growth factor activity; chemoattractant activity; vascular endothelial growth factor receptor 3 binding. Bases 999 to 2105 code for a protein of 368 amino acids. Gene Ontology annotation, cellular component: membrane. The record is from RefSeq and is a predicted model, not a curated record. The transcript has 9 exons.
AAGCGUAUCUGAUUGCUUUCUGCGUGUCCCUGGCAGUGGAUGUGUGAGCGUCUGAGGUCCCUUCCCGGGCAAUGCAGUUUCCAUGCAACAUUCAUGCCUGUGUGCUGGGGUUUCACAUUACGGGUUAUCUGCGUUAAAGUAACAGCAGUCCUGAGGGUUUGAGUCAGUUUUUAAACCGGCCCUGCUAUUGGUAGGGACGCGACAGGAUUACAGCCAAGACGUCCCUGCAUUUUCUGCCAAAAUCGCUGUCAGAUUUAAGACACAUGCUUCCGCAACCUUCCAUGAGGGUUGCGAGAAAAGUUUGAAUCCAGAAUUGGGUUCCAGCCUUCUGUGGCUGUGACAUUGGUGGCCACAUCACCUCCUCACAGAGCAACUAGAACCUGGGGCAUAGGGUGGAAGGAUUGUUUUUGUUUUUGUUUUUUUUAAUUUGCUGGACGUGAAGUGAAUUUCGAGUGCUUUUUCAUGUCAAGUGCAAGUUAUGUCCACCUCCUGAUUAUUUUUGGAGCAUGAGAGCAUUUAAAUUUUUUUUUUUUAAUCUCUCUCCCCGCAUAAGAUUGAGCAAAAACGUUCCUUGACUAAUUGAAGUCAUUUCAUUGGAUUUUGAUCACAACUGAUUAUUUGUUUUUUUCCAUGUGAAGUCUUGGGGUUUCGAACUUUCCUUCUGGAGAAUGCCUUUUGAAACAGUUUGCUCUCGCUGCCUGAUGUCAACUGCUUGGUAAACCAGUGGAUAUUAAAAUACUCAAAAUGUACAGACAAUGGGCCAUGCUGAAUGUUUUCAUGAUGUCUUAUCUGCAGUUGGUGCAGGGCUCCAGUUAUGAACAUGGACCAGUGAAGUGUUACGCAUGGAUUUAAAAAAAAUGUUUCCAUUUGACUUUGAACGUUACUGCAUUGGACAGCACAAGAGGAGAUUUUGAAUUGUUGGAAAGAAGUAAUAUGCUUGAGGUUCUUCCGCUCUUUUAAAGAGCUCAGACACCAAGAAUUCUUUAGGUGUCCUAGGCAUGCGGACAUCUCGGUCAACAUUAGAACGGUCCGAACAGCAGAUUAGGGCAGCUUCUGGUUUAGAGGAACUGCUGCGAAUCACACACUUCGAGGACUGGAAGCUGUGGAGAUGCCGACUGAAGCUCAAAAGUGUGACCAGCACAGACUCUCGCUCAGCAUCCCAUCGGGCCACCAGGUUUGCGGCAACUUUCUAUGACAUUGAAACCCUAAAAGUGAUAGAUGAGGAAUGGCAGCGGACCCAGUGCAGCCCCCGAGAGACGUGCGUGGAGGUGGCCAGCGAGCUGGGGAGGAGCACCGACACCUUCUUCAAGCCGCCCUGUGUGAACGUGUUCCGGUGCGGUGGCUGCUGCAAUGAAGAGAGCCUCGUCUGUAUGAACACCAGCACCUCCUACGUUUCCAAGCAGCUCUUUGAGAUAUCAGUGCCUUUGACUUCAGUACCUGAAUUAGUGCCUGUUAAAGUUGCCAACCAUACAGGUUGUAAGUGCUUGCCAACGGCUCCCCGCCACUCAUACUCCAUUAUCAGAAGAUCCAUCCAGAUCCCAGAAGAAGAUCACUGUUCCCAUUCUAAGAAACUCUGUCCUAUUGACAUGCUGUGGGAUGGCGACAAAUGUAAAUGUGUUUUACAGGAGGAGAAUCCACUUGUUGGAAUGGAAGAUUACACAGCUAAGAGUGAUAGAAGCAGUCAGGUUCCAGAGCCCUCUGUGUUCUCAUUAUACAAUCACUCUCAUCUCCAGGAACUGGCUCUCUGCGGGCCGCACAUGAAGUUUGACGAAGAUCGUUGUGAGUGUGUCUGUAAGACGCUGUGUCCCAGAGAUCUCAUCCAGCACCCAGAAAACUGCAGUUGUAUGGAGUGCAGAGAGACCCUGGAGAGCUGCUGCCAGAAGCACAAGAUAUUUCACGCAGAAACCUGCAGGUCAAAGGCAUUUUCACUUUUAUCUUCAUUUGACCCACUGACAUUGAAUGUGAAUGCCCUUCCGAUUUGCUGUGAGGACAGAUGUCCCUUUCACACCAGAACAUGUGCAAAUGGAAAACCAGCAUGUGCAAAGCAUUGCCGCUUUCUAAAGAAGAAGGCUGCCUGUGGGCUCCACGGUCAAGAAAAUCCUUGACUCAAAUUUGUUCCUAAGUUCCCCAUCCCUGACAUUUUAAACAGCAUGCUGCUUUGCCAAGUUGCUGUCACUUUUUUUUUCCCCAGGUACUAGAAAAAAAUCCGUUUUACCCAUAGUCCCACAGUGACUCCAGAUCACUCUUCCAUUGCACACCAGCUGAGAAUUCCCUGGUUCACUGACAGAUGUCUUCCAACUGAGAUGCCCCUGCACACCGAGAAUGGAGAGGAGGGGACCUGUGUAAACCCUUUUUUUUUUUUUUUUUUUUGGUGAAUGAAAAGGGUCUGAUCAUCCUAGAAUCAGAGGGGCCAUAUGAUUGAUUACUCCAAGCCCAUGAGGCAAUUUUAUAGUCUCCAAGUCCUUUGCUAAUGCAACUCUCUUGUGAAUCAUUCUGACUCUUUAUUAUGCAGAUUUCGAUUUGUAGGAUCAGCCCUGAUUUUCUGAUUACUGUCCAGCUUGUAGUUUCGAGUUUACUGAACUACUGUCUGUUGUUUCAUAUUUAAGUGUAUUUAAAGAAAAUAAACAUAAUUAUUCAGGCCAUGGAA